UGCCGAAGCAUACGAGCAGAAACAAAUCGCUGCGAGUGCGAAACUAAUUCAUUCCAAUCCUCCACGUCAGGCACCUAAGCAGUAGCACAUAACGAUAUCCACUUCAGUUUUCUUGUCCAGACUAACAACCUGAAAAGCGAGUAUUUUAUACGGCCACCAGGUCUGCACGCACCCGGCACCUAGUUCUCUCCGUUGCAAGCCACUCCUCCCCACAAAAUCUCUUCUUUCCCCUCUACUUCUCCAAUUGAGGCGUGUUGCGCGAAAAUUGUGGGCAUUUUGAGUUUCGUUGCGCGGAAAAGAUUUCGUUUUCCAGUUCGAUUUUAUGCCAAAAGUGAACUAGAAUUUUUCGCCGGAUUGAUGAAGGCUUCUUCGCGGCAAGCCACAUGAAUUAAGCGGAGCUGUGGCGGCUAUCCAACCGUUUCCGACCGGAUAGAGAAGAAAGGUGUCCACUGAGGAAGGCAUUGGAGGCUAAUCCGAAGAAAUUAUCCAAAUCCCUGCAUUGCUCGCGUCAAAAAAUUGAUGGGAGCUGCGCCGUCGAGCGUGAUGGGGCCAGAGGGGUACGGCCGGGAACGGGGCCAGACGUCGCUGGGCGACAUGCCGGAGGGCUGCGUGGCGGCGGUGCUGCUCUACCUCGACCCGCCGGAGAUCUGCCACGUCGCCCGCCUCAACCGGGCGUUCCGCGGGGCGGCCUCCGCCGACUGCGUCUGGACCGCUAAGUUUCCUGCCAACUACCGGUACUUAGCCGCGCUCGCCGCUGCAGCCGACGACGACUGCGGCUGCGACGACCCCACCGAAGGCAAUGUCAGGUGCUGCUCCUCUGCGACGAUCAAGAAGGAGAUAUACGCGCGUCUAUGCCGGCCCACCCACUUCGACGGUCGCACCAAGGAAUUCUGGAUUGAAAAGAACAAGGGAGGCCUUUGCAUGUCCAUAUCUUCAAAGGCUAUGUCGAUCACAGGUAUAGAUGAUCGGAGGUAUUGGAGCCACCUGUCCACAGAGGAAUCAAGAUUUCAUAGUGUUGCCUAUCUUCAUCAAAUCUGGUGGCUUGAGGUGGUUGGGGAGGUUGAUUUCUGCUUUCCUGCUGGUUCAUAUAGCCUUUUCUUCCGGCUCCACUUGGGUCCACCACACAAGUGGAUGGGCCGCCGGGUCCGUAGCUCUGAACUCAUUCACGGUUGGGACAUCAAACCAACACGGUUCCAGCUCUCAACUUCGGAUGAUCAGCAUUCUACAUCUGAGCACUAUCUAGAAAGACCAGGAGCCUGGAUCCUUCACCAUGUCGGCGAUUUUGUCGUAUCGAGUUCAGAUGAGCUGACGAAACUCAAGUUCUCCAUGAUGCAGAUUGAUUGCACACAUACAAAAGGUGGUCUAUGUGUCGACUCUGUUCUUAUUUACCCCAAGGAUCACCAACACGAGGAGUGCAUAAUCUAUGAGCAAAUUUUGUAAAAACAAGCUGCAUCACUCCAUGCAGCAUUGAGUGGGAUGCCUAGCCUUUUCCCCAGUGUGCAUAUUCUUUUUCCGAGAGUUUUGCAUGAACAUAAAGCCUUUUCCUGUAUUUUUUUUGUAGUGUUAGUCAAAUAAGUAGGGACAUGGGAGUCAGGAAGAUUUAGAUGUAGGUAUAUUGAUGUACGAUUCCUAGAAAUAGCAGUUUCCUUUGUUGUUCAUUGAGAUAGUGAUGUUUAGGGAUAAUGUUUUCCUGGAUCUUAUGGUAGUGAGAUCUUGUAUUUAAACAGAUUGGGAUUUGAGAACACUGAUGUUUCCA
Phragmites australis (common reed) is the source of this 1756-nucleotide messenger RNA. Its product is annotated as F-box protein PP2-A13-like. Gene Ontology annotation, molecular function: protein binding. The record is from RefSeq and is a predicted model, not a curated record. NCBI's taxonomy places the organism in Eukaryota, Viridiplantae, Streptophyta, Magnoliopsida, Poales, Poaceae. The coding region runs from base 520 to 1440 and encodes 306 amino acids. The transcript is spliced from 3 exons.